Lates calcarifer (barramundi perch) is the source of this 2590-nucleotide messenger RNA. It is a transcript of the gene prodha, whose product is annotated as proline dehydrogenase (oxidase) 1a. Gene Ontology annotation, molecular function: FAD binding; proline dehydrogenase activity. The record is from RefSeq and is a predicted model, not a curated record. The transcript is spliced from 14 exons. Gene Ontology annotation, cellular component: mitochondrion. The coding region runs from base 114 to 1985 and encodes 623 amino acids. NCBI's taxonomy places the organism in Eukaryota, Metazoa, Chordata, Actinopteri, Centropomidae.
UAACUGCCCAGCGCGCACAUCCUAAGCAACAGCUUAGAGACGGUAUUGUGUGGUGAAGGCAGGGUCUCGUGGCCGGUGCAUCGUUGAGCUCAGUAAGAAAGGGAAAAGAAACCAUGUCGUACACGAAGUUCAUUGCCGCUCUUGUUAGAGCAAACUCGAGCAAUGUCGGGAAAAUACGCAUUUCACCUGCAAGAUGUCGAUCAACGGCGGCAUCCACCAAGAGCCAAGAAGAGAAAGAACAGCAGAUGGAUGGCUGCCCCGUGGUAGAAACGGUGCCGGUUGAACUCAUCAGCGAGAACAAAAAUGCUGCAAACACACAGCUGAGUAAAAUCCACAUUGACUUCGACAACACUCAAGAAGCCUACAAAAGCAAAGGUAACAUUGAGCUGCUCCGGAGUCUGCUGGUAUUCAAGCUUUGUACAAUUGACCUGCUCGUUGACAAGAACAAAGAGUUGAUGGAUCUAAGUAAGAAGCUGUUGGGUCAGUGGAUGUUUGAGAAGCUGAUGAAGAUGACCUUCUAUGGUCAGUUUGUGGCGGGGGAAGACCACAACUCCAUCAAACCUUUAAUUCAGAAGAAUCAGGCCUUUGGAGUAGGGGCGGUUUUGGACUACAGUGUUGAAGAGGACUUGACACAAGAGGAGGCAGAGAAGAAGGAAAUGGAUUCAUGUGUUUCUGAAGCAGAGAAAGAAAGUCCAGGUGCUGAUCAUCGUGAGAAGAAAUAUAAGGCUCAUCGUCAGUUUGGGGACAGGCGUGGGGGAGUUAUCAGUGCUCGCACAUAUUUCUAUGCAGAUGAGGCCAAAUGUGACAACCAAAUGGAGACAUUCAUAAACUGCAUUAAAGCCUCCGGUGGAGCCUCCUCUGAUGGAUUUUCUGCCAUCAAAAUGACAGCUCUGGGACGCCCACAGUUCCUUCUCCAGUUUUCAGAAGUCCUGGUUAAAUGGAGACAGUUCUUCAACUUCCUCGCAGCUCAACAGGGAAAAUCACAAAUGAUGGUUUUGGAGCAAAAACUGGAGCUGGAACAACUCAAGGAAAGCCUGACUAAGCUGGGUGUUGGAGACAAGGAUGACAUUGAGAACUGGUUUACUGGAGAGAAGCUGGGUUUGUCAGGAACAAUAGAUCUGCUGGACUGGAACAGUUUAAUAAACGAUACAACAAAAAUCUCCAAUCUGCUCAUGGUGCCGAACCUUGAGACAGGCCACCUGGAACCUUUGCUGAACAAGUUUACAGCUGAGGAGGAGAGCCAGAUGAAGAGAAUGCUGCAGAGAGUGGACGUUCUGGCCAAGCAUGCUUUAGAGAAUGGGGUAAGGCUAAUGGUGGAUGCCGAGCAAACAUACUUCCAGCCAGCGAUUAGUCGACUGACCCUAGAAAUGCAGAGGAAAUUCAACAAAGAAAAGCCAAUCAUUUUCAACACCUACCAGUGUUACCUCAAGGAAGCCUACGACAAUGUAACUGUGGAUGUUGAGCUGUCGCGACGGGAGGGCUGGUACUUUGGUGCCAAACUGGUCCGUGGAGCCUACAUGUACCAAGAGAGAGCCAGGGCCAAGGAGAUUGGCUACGAAGACCCAAUAAACCCAGACUAUGAGGCCACUAACAGGAUGUAUCACAAGUGUUUGGAGUACGUGUUGGAGGAGAUUGAACACAGCAGGAAAGCAAAUGUCAUGGUUGCAUCUCACAAUGAGGACACAGUGAAAUUCACCCUAGAAAAGAUGAAUGAGAUGGGCCUUUCACCCACUGAGAAUAAAGUUUACUUUGGACAGCUGCUGGGCAUGUGUGACCAGAUCAGCUUCCCAUUAGGUCAAGCAGGUUUCCCAGUCUACAAGUAUGUCCCAUAUGGCCCAGUCAACGAGGUCAUUCCAUAUCUGUCUCGUCGCGCUCAAGAAAACCGCGGCUUCAUGAAGGGAUCUCAGAGAGAGCGCAGCCUCCUGUGGAAGGAGCUGAAACGCAGGGUGCUGGGUGGUCAGAUUUUCUACAAGCCUGUCUACUGAGUCACACGACCAUAACAUGCCAACUGGAGUAUUUGUGUAAGCAUUCCACCACCAACUGUACCACUACCUGCUAACCACUGUUAGUAGAGGAAGAUUAAUGGCCUUCCUUUUCUUGCCAGGCUGCAUAGUAUUGAAGAACGUCUUACAGUUUUACUGACAGGUAUUUAAAGUGCAGAUUAUGAUAGGGAUUUGUUUUGCUUUGUAGCGAUACACAUGGUGUUGCUUUAAGAAGUGAUCAUUUGCCUCAAAAUCAGCGUCAGUUUAUUUAAGCUAAAACUGGCCGUGGUAAUCCUCAGAAUCAGUUCUGCCAAAAUCUAAAUUUGCUCAUUUGCUUAAGAGCUUUUGCAAAUGUUUAUGACUCGAAACAUGUAUCCUUCCUUGUGUUUAUAUGGCUACCAAAGGUGGCUUACUUGUAUAUAAAAAGCUGUCACAUGCUUUUUAAAAUGGUGAAAGACAAUCUUUGUAUGUUUUGUUCAGUGCUAAGAUUAUUUUUAUUUAGCUGUCACUUAAAAGUGCCUAAUGAUUUUCCACAAGAUUAACUGGAAGCGGUCUGCUGCUGUACAACUUAUUAUAAAUUAUUAAAAAGUAAAUUAUUUAAACUUGUU